UCAGCUUACUCAAGACUGAUAAGAUUAAAGUCUGAUCACAAUAUUUUGGCCUAAGGUGCAUGAUGGGAACGAGGGUUUUCAAAACAGCCAAUCUCCAUGGCUAUUCUCUGCAAUUUUCGCCUUUCCACGCCGACCGGUUGGUUUGUGCAGCCUCCCAGCAUUUUGGAUUGUCUGGCCAAGGUGCGAUUUUCAACGUUGCAGUCACGUCUACAGGGCAAAUUGAGCUGCUGAACAAGCUGGUGUGGGACGACGCCUUGUACGAUGUCGCCUGGAGCGAAAACGACCCUAACAUCUUGGUAUCUGCAAGUGGAGACGGAUCUGUGCAACUGUGGAACGCCGGACAGAGUAUUCCUCUGAUGGUGUAUAAAGAGCACAGCAAAGAAGUCUACGGGGUCGACUGGAACAAAACGAGACUAGAGCAGCAAUUCAUUACAGCCUCCUGGGACUGCACUAUCAAAUUGUGGGACCCAACUCGGCCUCAAUCUUUGGCUACGUUUGCUGGCCACUCAGGAAUCGUCUACAGUGCAGUUUGGUCCCCACUCAUUCCAAGAAGUUUCGCGUCAGUCUCUGGAGAUGGAGGUCUGUUCAUAUGGAAUGCAGCGGUGCCACAGAGUCCGACAAUGAAGAUCGGCGCCCACCAAGCUGAAGUCCUGAGCUGCGAUUGGUGCAAAUACCAAGAGCAGAUUCUCGUCACUGCUGCGUCUGAUGGUUUGGUUCGAGGAUGGGAUUUGAGGAAAUUUAACGCACCCAUAUUUGAGCAAAUAGGGUGCCAGAUGGCAGUUAGAAGAGUUCAGUUUUCGCCCCACCAAACGUCAGUUUUGGCAGCGGUUUCUUACGAUUUCAGCACAAGAAUAUGGGAUUUUAAAAAUUGCGCGGAGCCAAUCGAAACAAUCAAUCAGCACACCGAGUUUGUCUAUGGAUUAGACUUCAACCUACACGUCCCAGGCCAAAUCGCCGACUGUGGAUGGGAUUCGUUAAUGUGCGUUUACACGCCAGAAACACUCUCAAAACAGAUAGUUCUUGAUCGGCCCCAAAAGCUUUUCCUCCAGAAAUGAGUUUUAUGUGAUAAUCUUUUUACUUAAGCUUGAUAGAGCAAUUUUAAAAGUGAUAUUUUAUUAUAAAUCGUUGAAAUAUCCAGCGGAGAGACAAGCUGGCUGGUGUUUGUAUCCACCAGCAUUUUCCAAAACUGCUCCUGGUGCGCAAAUCCAGGGGUCUCCAGUUGUAUUUUGCCAUUGCCACAGUUGGGUUUUUAAGUCUUCAAAUAUUUUCUAGAAUUAAAUAUCAUUUGAAAUAACUCGAA
Cloeon dipterum is the source of this 1300-nucleotide messenger RNA. It is a transcript of the gene Pex7, whose product is annotated as Peroxin 7. The record is from RefSeq and is a predicted model, not a curated record. The coding region runs from base 60 to 1055 and encodes 331 amino acids. Gene Ontology annotation, biological process: protein import into peroxisome matrix. Gene Ontology annotation, cellular component: cytosol; peroxisomal matrix. NCBI's taxonomy places the organism in Eukaryota, Metazoa, Arthropoda, Insecta, Ephemeroptera, Baetidae. The transcript is spliced from 6 exons. Gene Ontology annotation, molecular function: protein binding.